Messenger RNA from Papaver somniferum (opium poppy), 964 nucleotides. RefSeq lists its product as uncharacterized. Lineage: Eukaryota; Viridiplantae; Streptophyta; Magnoliopsida; Ranunculales; Papaveraceae. The transcript is spliced from 2 exons. The record is from RefSeq and is a predicted model, not a curated record. Bases 105 to 671 code for a protein of 188 amino acids.
UAGAUGCGUGAUGGAUCCCUUAAACCACAACUAGCAAACAUUUCAAUCUCUGUCUUUAAAAGCAAAGAUAAUCACAAAAUCCAUUCAUCCCUUCAUAUAUAAUCAUGGAUUCAUCUCAAAGCAAUAAUUUCUCAUAUGUUGUUCUCUUUUCGCUGAUAUUAGGCUUAUCACUGUUGUUGCAGCUUCCAUCUACGGGAGCUCUAACAUGUGGCGAUGGAGAAACUUAUGUUCUUAACAGGACAGUGCAUGUCAGUUCCGAUCAGUUCUGCAGGACUUGCCCCGUAGAAGUCGAGGAGUUAUGUAGACUGCAAGGAAGACCUGUGUCCACAGUAGAGUGCAAUUGGUGGAAUUCUCCCCCACAACUAAGGGAAUCCAGGUGCGAAGGUUGUUGUGGUAAACCUACUGCAACACCAGCGCGUCCAAUAUCAAACACUGAAUGUCAAGCAGGAGACAUAGAGACAUCUUUCCCCUUGUAUCCUAAUUUCCCUUGGGAUUGUGGUCUAUGUCAAGAAGGUUGCGAAGAGAAAUGUGCGCAUGAAAGUAAAUGCAUGAAAACUGGACCUACCAAGGUAUCUAGACAAAUGUGCACAUACAUGCAAUACUGGGGGGAAGCCAUUUUUGUGUGCAAUUGCUGUUGCAGAAAGACAAACGCUUUAGUAUCGCCUAUGUGAUUUUAAUUAAACUUUGUCAUGUACCUUGCUUUUGUGUGUUUCUCCGUGACCUAGCUGCUGGUAUUCAUUAAGAUUAUCGAUCUAAUAUGGUAAGUUCGUUAGAACCUUAUACAUAUUUCAUUGAUAUGAUUCCUGAACCAUAUAAUAAACUUAAAUAGACAAGCAGCAUGCACUAUAUAUCUUCUAUUUGUUUUGGCAUUUGUUUCUGUAUUUGUGUUUGUAUCUGCACGGUGGUAAUAUUGUACUUGUCUGUGUUAUUUUCCGAAUGAAUAAACAUUUUGUUAUUGUGAUUA